GUAAUUAAAUGUGCAGGAUGAAAAGAUGGCACAGGCACUGCUGGUACCCCCAGGACCUGAAAGCUUCCGCCUUUUUACCAGAGAAUCUCUCGCUACCAUUGAAAAACGUGCUGCAGAAGAGAAAGCCAAGAAGCCCAAGAGAGAACAAGACACUGAUGAUGACAACAAGCCAAAGCCAAACAGUGAUUUGGAAGCUGGGAAGAACCUUCCAUUUAUUUAUGGAGACAUCCCUCCAGGCAUGGUUUCAGAGCCACUGGAGGACCUGGACCCGUACUACAUUAGUAAGAAAACUUUUAUAGUAUUGAAUAAAGGGAAGGCAAUAUUCCGAUUCAGCGCCACCUCAGCCUUGUAUAUUUUAACUCCGCUAAACCCUGUUAGGAAAAUUGCUAUUAAGAUUUUGGUACAUUCUUUAUUCAGCAUGCUUAUUAUGUGCACUAUUUUGACCAACUGUGUAUUUAUGACUUUGAGUAACCCUCCAGACUGGACAAAGAAUGUAGAGUACACAUUCACUGGAAUCUAUACCUUUGAGUCACUUAUAAAAAUCUUGGCAAGAGGGUUUUGCUUAGAUGAUUUUACAUUCCUUCGUGAUCCAUGGAACUGGCUGGAUUUCAGUGUCAUUGUGAUGGCAUAUGUGACAGAAUUUGUGGACCUGGGCAAUGUUUCAGCAUUGAGAACAUUCAGAGUUCUCCGAGCAUUGAAAACAAUUUCAGUCAUUCCAGGUUUAAAGACCAUUGUGGGGGCCCUGAUCCAGUCUGUGAAGAAGCUCUCUGAUGUCAUGAUCUUGACUGUAUUCUGCCUGAGUGUGUUUGCUCUAAUUGGUCUGCAGCUGUUCAUGGGCAACCUGCGGAAUAAAUGCUUGCAAUGGCCCCCAAGCGAUUCUGCUUUUGAAACCAACACCACCUCCUUUUUUAAUGGCACAAUGAAUUCAAACGGGACAUUUGUUAAUGUAACAAUGAGCACAUUUAACUGGAAGGACUACAUUGAAGAUGACAGUCACUUUUAUGUUUUGGAUGGACAAAAAGACCCUUUACUCUGUGGAAAUGGCUCAGAUGCAGGCCAGUGCCCGGAAGGAUACAUCUGUGUGAAGGCUGGUCGAAAUCCUAACUAUGGCUACACAAGCUUUGACACUUUUAGCUGGGCUUUCUUGUCUCUAUUUCGACUCAUGACUCAAGACUACUGGGAAAACCUUUAUCAGCUGACAUUACGUGCUGCUGGAAAAACGUACAUGAUAUUUUUUGUCCUGGUGAUUUUCUUGGGUUCUUUUUAUUUGGUGAAUUUGAUCUUGGCUGUGGUGGCCAUGGCCUAUGAGGAACAGAAUCAGGCCACCUUAGAAGAGGCAGAACAGAAAGAAGCUGAAUUUCAGCAAAUGCUUGAACAGAUUAAAAAGCAACAGGAAGAAGCUCAGGCAGUUGCAGCAGCAUCAGCUGCUUCAAGAGAUUUCAGUGGAAUAGGUGGGUUGGGAGAACUCCUGGAAAGUUCUUCAGAAGCAUCAAAAUUAAGCUCCAAAAGUGCUAAAGAAUGGAGGAACCGAAGAAAGAAAAGAAGGCAGAGGGAACAUCUUGAAGGAAACAACAGAGAGGGAAACAGGUUUCCCAAGUCUGAAUCUGAGGACAGUGUCAAAAGAAGAAGCUUCCUUUUCUCCAUGGAUGGAAACCGACUGACUAGUGACAAGAAAUUCUACUCCCCUCAUCAGUCUCUGUUAAGUAUCCGUGGCUCCCUGUUUUCCCCACGACGCAACAGCAAAACAAGCAUUUUCAGCUUCAGAGGUCGGGCAAAGGAUGUCGGUUCUGAAAAUGACUUUGCUGAUGAUGAACACAGUACAUUUGAAGACAGCGAGAGCAGGAGAGACUCACUGUUUGUGCCGCACAGACACGGAGAGCGACGCAACAGUAACGUUAGUCAGGCCAGUAUGUCAUCCAGGAUGGUGCCAGGGCUUCCAGCAAAUGGGAAGAUGCACAGCACUGUGGAUUGCAAUGGUGUGGUUUCCUUGGUGGGUGGACCGUCAGCUCUAACCUCACCUACUGGACAACUUCUGCCAGAGGUGAUAAUAGAUAAUAAAUUAGCUAUUACUGACCAGGGCACCACCACUGAAACAGAAGUCAGAAAGAGAAGGCUAAGUUCUUACCAGAUUUCAAUGGAGAUGCUAGAGGAUUCCUCUGGAAGGCAAAGAGCCAUGAGCAUAGCCAGCAUCCUGACUAACACAAUGGAGGAACUUGAAGAAUCUAGGCAGAAAUGUCCACCGUGCUGGUACAGAUUUGCCAAUAUGUUCUUGAUCUGGGACUGCUGUGAUGCAUGGUUAAAAGUAAAACAUCUUGUGAAUUUAAUCGUUAUGGAUCCAUUUGUUGAUCUUGCCAUAACUAUUUGCAUCGUCUUAAAUACCCUCUUCAUGGCCAUGGAGCACUACCCAAUGACUGGUCAAUUCAGUAGUGUGUUGACUGUAGGAAACCUGGUCUUCACUGGGAUCUUCACAGCAGAAAUGGUCCUUAAGAUCAUUGCCAUGGAUCCAUAUUAUUAUUUCCAAGAGGGCUGGAAUAUCUUUGAUGGAAUUAUUGUCAGCCUUAGUUUGAUGGAGCUUGGCUUAGCAAAUGUGGAGGGACUAUCUGUACUGAGAUCAUUCAGACUGCUUCGAGUUUUCAAGUUGGCAAAAUCCUGGCCCACUUUGAAUAUGCUAAUUAAGAUCAUUGGCAAUUCUGUGGGGGCUCUAGGUAACCUGACCUUGGUGUUGGCUAUCAUUGUCUUCAUUUUUGCUGUGGUCGGCAUGCAGCUCUUUGGUAAGAGCUACAAAGAAUGUGUCUGCAAGAUCUCUAGUGACUGUCAACUCCCACGCUGGCACAUGAAUGACUUCUUCCACUCCUUCCUGAUUGUGUUCCGGGUGCUGUGUGGAGAGUGGAUAGAGACCAUGUGGGACUGCAUGGAGGUCGCUGGCCAAACCAUGUGCCUUAUUGUUUUCAUGUUGGUCAUGGUCAUUGGAAACCUUGUGGUUCUGAACCUCUUUCUAGCCUUAUUGUUGAGUUCGUUUAGCUCAGACAAUCUUGCUGCUACUGAUGAUGAUAAUGAAAUGAACAAUCUCCAGAUUGCAGUAGGAAGGAUGCAAAAGGGAAUCAAUUAUGUGAAAAAUAAGAUACGGGAGUGUUUCCAAAAAACCUUUUUAAGAAAGCCAAAAGCUAUAGAAAUCCACGAAGGCAACAAAAUAGACAGCUGCGUGUCCAAUAAUACUGGAAUUGAAAUAAGCAAAGAGCUUAAUUAUCUUAAAGAUGGGAAUGGAACCACCAGUGGUGUAGGUACCGGAAGCAGUGUUGAAAAAUAUGUAAUCGAUGAAAAUGAUUAUAUGUCAUUCAUAAACAAUCCCAGCCUCACUGUAACGGUGCCAAUUGCUGUUGGAGAGUCUGACUUUGAAAACUUAAAUACUGAAGAAUUCAGCAGUGAGUCAGAACUAGAAGAAAGCAAAGAGAAAUUAAAUGCAACCAGCUCAUCUGAAGGAAGUACUGUUGAUGUUGCUCCACCCCGUGAAGGCGAACAAGCUGAAAUUGAACCUGAGGAAGACCUUAAACCAGAAGCUUGUUUUACUGAAGGAUGUAUUAAGAAGUUUCCAUUCUGUCAAGUAAGUAUAGAAGAAGGCAAAGGAAAAGUCUGGUGGAAUCUUCGGAAAACCUGCUACAGCAUUGUUGAACACAAUUGGUUUGAGACUUUCAUUGUCUUCAUGAUCCUUCUCAGUAGUGGUGCUUUGGCUUUUGAAGAUAUAUACAUUGAACAGCGAAAGACUAUCAAAACCAUGCUGGAGUAUGCUGACAAGGUCUUCACUUAUAUAUUCAUUCUGGAAAUGCUUCUCAAAUGGGUAGCUUAUGGGUUUCAAACAUAUUUCACUAAUGCUUGGUGCUGGCUAGAUUUCUUGAUCGUUGAUGUUUCUUUGGUUAGCUUGGUAGCCAAUGCUCUUGGUUAUUCAGAACUUGGUGCCAUCAAAUCCCUACGGACAUUAAGAGCUUUAAGACCUCUGAGAGCUUUAUCCCGGUUUGAAGGCAUGAGGGUGGUUGUGAACGCUCUUGUUGGAGCAAUUCCCUCUAUCAUGAACGUGCUGUUGGUUUGUCUCAUCUUCUGGUUGAUCUUUAGCAUCAUGGGUGUGAAUUUGUUUGCUGGAAAGUUCUACCAUUGUGUAAACACAACAACGGGUAACAUGUUUGAAGUCAGUGAAGUUAACAAUUUGAGCGACUGUCAGGCUCUUGGAAAGCAAGCUCGGUGGAAAAACGUGAAAGUAAACUUUGAUAAUGUUGGUGCUGGCUAUCUCGCAUUGCUUCAAGUGGCCACGUUCAAAGGCUGGAUGGACAUUAUGUAUGCAGCUGUUGAUUCACGAGAUGUUAAACUACAGCCUGUGUAUGAAGAAAAUCUGUAUAUGUAUUUAUACUUUGUCAUCUUUAUCAUCUUUGGGUCAUUCUUCACUCUGAAUCUAUUCAUUGGUGUCAUCAUAGAUAACUUCAACCAACAGAAAAAGAAGUUUGGAGGUCAAGACAUCUUUAUGACAGAGGAACAGAAAAAAUAUUACAAUGCAAUGAAGAAACUUGGGUCCAAGAAACCUCAAAAACCCAUACCUCGGCCUGCAAACAAAUUUCAAGGAAUGGUCUUUGAUUUUGUAACCAGACAAGUUUUUGAUAUCAGCAUCAUGAUCCUUAUCUGCCUCAAUAUGGUCACCAUGAUGGUAGAAACUGAUGACCAGAGCAAAUAUAUGACUCUGGUUUUGUCCCGGAUUAACCUUGUAUUCAUUAUCCUGUUCACUGGAGAAUUUGUGCUGAAACUUAUCUCCCUCAGAUACUACUAUUUCACCAUAGGCUGGAACAUCUUUGAUUUUGUGGUGGUGAUUCUCUCCAUUGUAGGUAUGUUUCUGGCUGAGUUGAUAGAGAAAUAUUUUGUGUCCCCUACCCUGUUCCGAGUGAUCCGUCUUGCCAGGAUUGGCCGCAUCCUGCGUCUGAUCAAAGGGGCCAAGGGGAUCCGCACGCUGCUCUUUGCUUUGAUGAUGUCGCUGCCUGCGCUGUUCAACAUCGGCCUCCUGCUCUUCCUGGUCAUGUUCAUCUACGCCAUCUUUGGAAUGUCCAACUUCGCCUAUGUUAAAAAGGAAGCUGGAAUUGAUGAUAUGUUCAACUUUGAGACUUUUGGCAACAGCAUGAUCUGCCUGUUCCAGAUCACCACCUCUGCUGGCUGGGAUGGACUGCUAGCACCUAUUCUUAAUAGUGCACCACCUGAUUGUGACCCAGACACAAUUCACCCUGGCAGCUUGGUUAAGGGAGACUGCGGGAACCCAUCUGUUGGGAUUUUCUUCUUUGUCAGUUACAUCAUCAUAUCAUUUCUGGUCGUGGUGAACAUGUACAUCGCUGUCAUCCUCGAGAACUUCAGUGUUGCUACUGAAGAAAGUGCAGAGCCCCUGAGUGAGGAUGACUUUGAGAUGUUCUAUGAGGUGUGGGAGAAGUUUGAUCCCGAUGCCACCCAGUUCAUAGAGUUCUCCAAGCUCUCAGAUUUUGCGGCUGCCCUGGAUCCUCCUCUCCUCAUAGCAAAACCAAACAAAGUCCAGCUCAUUGCCAUGGAUCUGCCUAUGGUCAGUGGAGACAGGAUCCACUGCCUUGACAUUUUAUUUGCUUUUACAAAGCGGGUUUUGGGUGAAAGUGGAGAGAUGGAUGCCCUUCGAAUACAGAUGGAAGAUCGAUUCAUGGCAUCGAACCCCUCCAAAGUCUCCUAUGAACCCAUUACAACCACUUUGAAACGCAAACAAGAAGAGGUGUCUGCUGCUAUCAUUCAGCGUAAUUUCAGAUGUUAUCUAUUAAAGCAAAGGUUAAAGAAGGUAGUAAGUGAAUACAACAAAGAGUCAAUCAAAGGGAGGAUUGACUUACCUAUAAAAGAUGACAUGAUUAUUGACAAAUUAAAUGGGAACUCCACCCCAGAAAAAACAGAUGGAAGUUCCUCUACCACCUCUCCUCCUUCCUAUGACAGUGUAACAAAGCCAGACAAGGAAAAGUUUGAGAAAGACAAACCAGAAAAAGAAAGCAAAGGGAAAGAGGUCAGGGAAAAUCAAAAGUAAAAAGAAACAAAGAAUUAUCUUUGUGAUUAAUUGUUUACAGCCUAAGAAGGUAAAGCUUAUGUGUCAACUGGACUCCCAGAGGAGGUCUAUGCCAAACUGACUGUUUUAACAAAUACUCAUGGUCAGUGCCUAUAACAAGACAGUGACCUCUUCGUCAUUACAACUCUGUGAGUCAGGGUAUCAACAAUGACAAGAGGUUGCUGUUUUCAUUACCAGCUGACACUGCUGAGGAGAAACUCAAUGGCUACCUAGACUGUAGGGAUAGUUGUGCAAAAUGAUCAUUGCAACUACAUCAAACACUUUUAGUACAGUACUUGCAUCCACUCUAUUUUUAACUUCCAUAUCUGCCAUAUUUUUACAAAAUUUGUUCUAGUGGAUUUCCCUGGUCACUAAUUCAUAGUUUAUUCGUAAUACUAUGUCAUUAUUUUUGUA
Molecule: messenger RNA, 6493 nt
Organism: Phacochoerus africanus (Common warthog)
Lineage: Eukaryota; Metazoa; Chordata; Mammalia; Artiodactyla; Suidae
Product: sodium channel protein type 3 subunit alpha
Exons: 26
Coding region: 26-6061 (2011 amino acids)
Biological process (GO): membrane depolarization during action potential; sodium ion transmembrane transport; neuronal action potential
Cellular component (GO): axon; voltage-gated sodium channel complex; plasma membrane
Molecular function (GO): voltage-gated sodium channel activity; protein binding
Source: RefSeq, a predicted model, not a curated record